This is a messenger RNA of Aureobasidium vineae, 1926 nucleotides long. The record is from the annotation of a GenBank genome assembly. NCBI's taxonomy places the organism in Eukaryota, Fungi, Ascomycota, Dothideomycetes, Dothideales, Saccotheciaceae.
AUGGUUUCUGCAUCCAAAGCCGCCCGUGACGCAAAGCGCGCCGAGACCGGCAAGGCUCCCAAGUUGACUCUUGCCCAGAAGAAGGCACAGAAGUCGGCUGAGGCGUCGGGCACCAGCACUCCUCUGGUUGAUGCCGACGGCCAGGCGCUCGACGCUGAUGGCAUCAAGACCAUGGAGAGAAUCAAGAAGCUCGAGUUGCAGGAGGACGCCGACGGUAUCUCCGACAGAGUCACAACCGGUGUGCUCGCAUCGCAGGAGGCCAGCAGAGAUGUCAAGAUCACCUCGGCCUCGCUCGUCUUCCACGGAAAGGUCCUGUUCAACGACACCACCAUCGAGGUCAACUACGGCCGUCGCUACGGUCUGUUGGGUGAGAACGGUUGCGGAAAGUCGACCCUUCUCAAGGCCAUCAACGCCCGCGAAUUCCCCUUCCCCGACCACAUCGACAUCUACCUCCUCAACGAGGGUGCUCCUCUAACCGAACUUGGUGCCCUUGAGUGGGUCGUCAGACAGGCCGAGGAGGAGCUCGCCCGUCUCGAGAAGCUCGUCGAGACCAUUCUCGAAGAGCACGGUCCCGAGGACCCCAGACUGGAGGAGAUCUACGAGGUAAGAAACAGCCAUCUUCAUCAAGGCACAGCAGACAGACUAACACGACACAGCNGCAUGGACGGCAUGGACCCCUCGACCUUCCAGACCCGUGCAUCUCUCAUCCUGACUGGUCUCGGUUUCAACAAGAAGACCAUCCACAAGAAGACCAGAGACAUGUCUGGUGGUUGGCGUAUGCGUGUCGCCUUGGCCAAGGCUCUCUUCGUCAAGCCCUCGCUCCUGUUGCUCGACGACCCCACUGCCCAUUUGGAUCUCGAGGCCUGUGUGUGGCUCGAGGAGUACAUGAAGAAGUGGGACCGCACCCUCAUCCUCGUUUCCCACUCUAUGGAUUUCCUGAACGGUGUCUGCACAACCAUGAUCGACAUGCGUCAAAAGCAGCUCCUCUACUACGGAGGUAACUACGACUCGUACGCCAAGACCAGAACCGAGCAGGAGAUCAACCAGCAGAAGGCAUACGAGAAGCAGCAGGACGAAAUCAAGCACAUCAAGAAGUUCAUCGCUUCGGCCGGUACCUACGCCAACUUGGUGCGUCAGGCCAAGUCGCGCCAGAAGAUUCUCGACAAGAUGGAGGCCGAUGGCUUCAUCCAGCCCGUCCACCAGGACAGAGUCUUCUCCUUCCGCUUUGCCGAUGUCGAGAAGCUCCCUCCCCCGGUCCUGUCGCUCGACGACGUCACCUUCUCCUACUCCGGCAACACCGAGGACAACCUCUACGAGAACCUCGACUUUGGUGUCGACAUGGACUCGCGUACCGCCCUCGUCGGCCCCAACGGUGUCGGCAAGUCGACCCUCCUCAACAUCUUCACUGGCAAGCUCAGACCUACCAGCGGUGUUGUCUCUCGUCACACUCACUUGAAGCUCGGUGUCUACUCGCAGCACUCUGCUGAGCAGCUCAUCCUGACCAAGUCAUCCCUCGACUUCGUCCGCGACAAGUUCCCUCACGUCUCCCAGGAUCUCCAGUACUGGAGACAGCAGCUGGGUAAGUACGGUCUCACUGGUGAGGCCCAGACUGCCCUCAUGGGUACUCUUUCCGAAGGACAGAAGAGCAGAAUCGUCUUCGCCCUGUUGGCCAUUGAGUCGCCCAACAUGAUUCUGUUGGACGAGCCUACCAACGGUCUCGAUAUCCCCACCAUUGAUUCGCUCGCCGAUGCCAUCAACGCCUUCUCCGGUGGUGUCGUCGUCGUGUCUCACGACUUCAGACUUCUCGACAAGAUUGCCAAGGACAUCAUGGUCUGCGAGCACAAGACCGUCAGACGAUGGGAGGGCAGCAUCGGCGAGUACAAGAACUACUUGCGCAAGAAGAUGUUGGCCUCCAACUCUGUCUAA